GUUCACACUACUGUCUGCCCCCACGAACGCCCGGGUAACCUACGCUGCGGCUAGCCGUAGCCAGCUGGCCCAGACUCCAACGGUGGCGGUAACUUCGGCGCUUUUUACAAACGCCCCAUGUCGUCGGACGGGCUUCAGCCUGAAGCCGGCAUCUUCUAUGGCGUAUGCUGGAUGGCUGUCAUUGUCCGACUCAUCUCGCGCAGGCUACACCGUGGAGCAUGGAAGCGCUUACAGCUGGAUGAUUACUUGAUUCUUGUGGCCAUGGCCACAGAUACUGUGCUCAACAGUGUCAUGCAUGAGAUUACCAAAACCAGUAGCAAUUUGAUACCGCCCGGCGACGAUAUUUCACAGUAUUCUCAGGCUGAGAUCAAGAACCGCAUUUACGGAUCCAAGCUGGUCUUGGUGGUAGAGCAGAUGCAGAUCCUCACAAUCUGGCUGGUCAAGGCCUGUCUGCUCAUCAUGUACGAACGCAUGACUCUAGUCCUCCCACAACACAAGAUCGUUAUUGGCACCUCUAUCUAUGUGGCUGUGUCAUUUGUUGUCAUGGAGAUAUUAUAUCUCGGCGUGUGGUGUAGGCCAUUCAACCAGUACUGGGCGGUCCCUCCAAACUCCAAACAAUGCUCUGCGGCUACAAACCACCUCAUCGCCAAUGCUGUCUUCAACAUUUCCAGCGAUUUGAUUAUAAUAAGCAUACCCAUGCCACUUUUGUUCAAGAUCCGCUUGCCAAAGAAGAACAAGAUGAUUCUAUGCAUGAUAUUCUGUAUCGGAAUGUUUACCAUUGUCGCUGCUGCCCUCAACAAGUACUACUCGUUUACCCAUCCCUUUGGGAAUGAGUGGACUAUCUGGUACUUGCGGGAAUCCUACACAGCUAUCCUCUGCGCCAACCUUCCCCUUACCUACCCACUUAUCCAACGCAUUUUCCGCCUUCGCAACUGGAGCGCGAAUACUUACAAUUCCGACGCGGCUGGUACCGUCUCCAUCGCCCAACCACCACAGCCCUCGCAACAUUCCCGCACGUAUUGGCAUGAACCGAGAACAACAGAAAUACCCAGAGGGUUCAGAGAUGUCUUCCGGCGAACAGAAAGCCAAGAAGACAUAAAUGGUGGCUUGGGGAAGCAAAAAGAAGACCAUGACCCGGAUUUCAUCACAAGCGCCAUUGAAAUGGAAGAUACGCGAGCGCCACAUGCGUCGCACAUGAGCGCCCCUGCAAGUUGGCGGACCUCGCGCAGUGCGGAGGAUAAUACCAAGAGCCCUGAUCUAUUUCACCCCGUUUGA
Messenger RNA from Exserohilum turcica Et28A, 1275 nucleotides. RefSeq lists its product as uncharacterized. The transcript has 3 exons. Bases 118 to 1275 code for a protein of 385 amino acids. NCBI's taxonomy places the organism in Eukaryota, Fungi, Ascomycota, Dothideomycetes, Pleosporales, Pleosporaceae. The record is from RefSeq and is a predicted model, not a curated record.